AUGUGGAAUUCUCCCAAAGUCGGCGUGCUCGGUGGCGGGCAACUGGGCAGAAUGCUCAUGGAGUCCGCCAACCGACUGAAUAUCCAAAUGAACAUCCUGGAUGCGGAGAAUGCGCCGGCGAAACAGAUCAGUGCUCACGACGGCCAUGUGGUCGGGUCAUUCAAUGACCGUGAAUCCGUCCACAAGCUUGCAAAGAUCUCCGAUGUCUUGACGGCCGAGAUCGAGCAUGUGGACACCCAUGCCCUCGAAGAGGUGGCCUCCGAGGUCAGGAUUGAGCCCAGCUGGAAGGCCAUCCGGAUCAUUCAGAAUAAAUUUGAGCAGAAGAAGUACCUGUCAAAAUACAAUAUCCCAAUGGCGGACUACCGCGAGCUCGUGCAAAACUCGCCAGAGGAGCUGGCGGAAAUCGGUGAGCAGCUGGGCUUUCCUCUGAUGCUGAAAUCGAAGACUCUUGCAUACGAUGGCCGGGGUAACUACCCUGUCAAGUCCAAGGAGGAUAUCCCCGCGGCCCUUGAAGCUUUGAAGAAUCGCCCCUUGUACGCAGAGAAGUGGGUUAACUUCAAGAUGGAAUUGGCGGUCAUGGUUGUAAAAACCAAUGACAGCGUCCUCUCUUAUCCUACAGUGGAAACUGUGCAGGAGGACUCAAUAUGCAAGCUCGUCUACGCACCAGCACGGAAUGUGUCUGACGCCAUCAACCAAAAAGCUCAAGAAUUGGCCCGCAAUGCAGUGGCUGCCUUUGAAGGGAAAGGUGUGUUUGGGGUCGAGAUGUUUCUGCUCGAGGAUGACUCGAUCUUUUUGUGUGAGAUUGCGAGCCGGAUCCACAACUCCGGCCACUAUACGAUUGAGGGCUGUGCACUUUCCCAGUUUGAUGCCCAUCUGAGGGCCAUUCUCGAUCUCCCGAUUCCUCCGAAGAGCCUUGAACUCCGGCAGCCGUCGAUCAUGCUCAACAUUAUCGGCGGGGCAACGCCAGACUCGCACCUGAAAGUGGCAGAAAAAGCGCUUUCGAUACCGAACGCCAGCAUCCAUCUUUACAGCAAAGGCGCCGCCAGGCCAGGGCGGAAGAUGGGCCAUGUGACUGUCACGGCCGCUACAAUGCACGAGGCGGAGACGAUCAUCCAGCCUCUGAUUGAUGUUGUGGAUGAGAUUCGCGCUCAGCGCAGCGAUAUCAAGACGCCGCCGCAGAAAUCGGGUCCUUCGAAGCCCGCGCCCACCGUUGGGGUUGUCAUGGGCUCCGACAGCGACCUGAAGACCUUGGUGCCGGGCCUUAAGCUUCUGAGAGAUUACUUUGGCAUUGAGCCGGAGGUUGACAUUACGUCUGCGCAUCGGACGCCUACGUAUAUGGCGGAAUAUGCCUCGAAGGCGGCGUCUCGCGGCAUCAAGGUCAUCAUCGCUGCGGCAGGGGGAGCGGCACAUCUGCCUGGCAUGGCGGCGGCCCACACGUCUCUUCCGGUGAUUGGGGUUCCGGUGAAAGGCAGCGCUUUGGAUGGAGUUGACAGUUUGUACAGCAUUGUGCAGAUGCCACGAGGCGUACCCGUCGCGACCGUCGGAAUCAACAACAGCAUCAAUGCGGCCUUACUGGCGGCACGAUUCCUGGGCUCUUUCGACCCCACCAUCCGUCGCAAGGUGGAGGAGUACGCAGAGAACGCCAAGACAGAGAACCUGGAGGUGAAGGGGGCGAAGAUGCGAGAAAUCGGAUAUAACGAUUGGCAUGUCAAGUACCUUGACAAUAUAGAUAGAGAAGAAAGAUAUAUGCUGAAUUUGAUAUCAUGUGAUGCCAAUGCUAUUCUAUAUCCAUCAAUCUACAUCUACAUUACCUUAUCAGUCCAGGCUCAUUCGAUUGGUACAAAGGAUUGGACCCGUACUCCGUACUGUAUAAUAUUACCUGCUAAUCAUCCUACGGAGUAUUCAUUUCUAUUAAUAGCGUCAAUUAGUAGGUACCCACGGUUACCGGUGUAUACACAUUACGCACAAGUGGGCAAAAAGCGUAUCCUAUCUUUCCAUGGAAGUAAGCGGGAAGCCGAAACUGAAAGGGGGAAGCCCGAUGAGGGCAAAAAAAAGGAAAAGAGAAGAAAAAGGAAAAGUGCGAGCGGGCUGGAGACUGGAGUGCAAGUUCCGGAUCCAUUCAGAUCAGAUUCUUGCUAA
Messenger RNA from Rasamsonia emersonii CBS 393.64, 2139 nucleotides. Its product is annotated as phosphoribosylaminoimidazole carboxylase. Lineage: Eukaryota; Fungi; Ascomycota; Eurotiomycetes; Eurotiales; Trichocomaceae. Gene Ontology annotation, molecular function: phosphoribosylaminoimidazole carboxylase activity; metal ion binding; ATP binding. The coding region runs from base 1 to 2139 and encodes 712 amino acids. Gene Ontology annotation, biological process: 'de novo' IMP biosynthetic process. The transcript is spliced from 12 exons. The record is from RefSeq and is a predicted model, not a curated record.